UCGGGUCUUGAACUCCUCUACACCCAACCCGAGUAGACCAGUUUAUACCCGUGCCCGGAUCCUAUACUUUUCCUGAAUUUAGUUUCAGUGGUUGGUGAUGUUCAAAGAAAGGGGUAUUAAUUCCAAUAGCGAAUAUCAUUUUGUCCAAAAGUCUUCAUACCAUUUCAUUCAAAGGGAAGAGAGCUUAGCAAAGAAUCUGUACCAGGCACAAGAAGUUCUUCCAUGGAGUGGUCUUUUUUCUCAAUUUUAGGUCUCAUCUUAUCAUCUCUUCAUCUGCUAACUUGCACCGGGGAGGACAGGAUCACCAUGGGCCAAUCUGUCGGUGCAAACCAGACGAUAACCUCUUCCAACGAUGUCUUCGCAUUAGGCUUCUUCAGUCCCAGUAAUUCUACCAAACGCUAUGUUGGGAUUUGGUACAACAAGAUUCCUGAUCAGACAGUUAUAUGGGUGGCCAACAAAGAUUACCCACUUACCAAUUCCACUGCUGGAGUUCUUACAAUUGCCAAUGAUGGAAAUCUCAUCGUCUUGGAUGGAGAUAGAAACAUUCUCUGGUCAUCCAAUGUUUCAGUCAGCCUCAAAAACAAUACCGUUGCGGUACUCAGGGAUAAUGGAAAUCUUGUUUUGAGUCAAACUAAUCAGAUGAUCGUGUGGCAAAGCUUCAACAACCCAUCCAGCUCGUUUAUCCCUGGCAUGAGAUUGUCAUUGAAUAUACAAACUGGAAAAAGCAUACAUCUCAGGUCGUGGAAAGAUGUAAAUGACCCAGCCAACGGCUCUUAUUCUAUAGGUAUUGAUCCUCACACACCUCGGCAGCUUAUCAUAAGGAAUGGGCUAGGUGUGUACGUGAGGGGCAACGUAUGGCAACAGGUAGCAGGUGCUGAUAUGCCUGAGGUGGACCGAAACUAUGUAGGUUACAGUACCAUUGCGGAAACCCACGAUGAAAUUUCUAUCAUGGUCGCUCUCUCAGAUAAUUCUUUCAUGGUAAGGUAUGUGUUAACUCCAACAGGGCAGCUACAGCUGCAGUCGUGGCGGGCGGAUUCGAAAGCGUGGGCUGUUUUGUAUUCCUCACCGACAGAUGAAUGUGAUUUGUAUAGUCGAUGCGGUCCAUAUGCUAGCUGUGACAACAGUACCUCACCGUUUACCUGCAAGUGUUUGCAAGGAUUCGAGCCCAGGAUAUGGAAAGACUGGGAUUCAGGGAAUUGGUCUGGCGGUUGUGUGAGGCGAAAGCCAUUUGAAUGUGGGAAUGAAGAUGGGUUCCUGAAGUUGGCAGGGAUGAAAUUGCCUGAUUUUUCUAUAUCAUUGGGAAAUGUUAGUUUAAGAGAUUGUGAAAUGGGAUGCUUUAGAAAUUGUUCUUGUACAGCUUAUGCUUAUAGGAAUGUCGGCCGGUUAUCCUGGAAAUGUUUGAUUUGGGUUCGGGAUUUGAUUGAUCUUGUGGAGAAUACAAAAAAUACCGUCGAUCUCUACCUGCGUCUUGCCAGUUCUGAGCUAGGUGUGAAUGGCCAGGGAACCGGCUCAUCUAACAGGAGGGGACGUGUUCUUGCAAUUCUACUAUCAUGUGCUGCUGGGGGGAUGCUUCUUAUAGGCACUUGUGGCUAUUUUUGGUGGAGUAGACUCAAGAAACAUGGGAGGAGAGAAGCAGAGAGGGUGCUUCAUGCAGACAAGCCCAUCGAUGUUAAAACACAUUACAGAGAUUUUAAUAUGCUUGAAAGCAAGGUGAAUACUUCAGAGCUACCACUUCUCGAUUUUGAUUGUGUCGCUGCAGCCACUGAUAACUUCUCAAUAGCAAAUAAGCUUGGAGCGGGUGGGUUUGGCCCUGUUUACAAGGGAAAAUUACCAGGCCAAGAAAUAGCAGUAAAAAGACUUUCUAAAAGCUCAGGACAAGGUCUAGAGGAGUUCAAGAAUGAAGUAGAACUUAUUGCCAAGCUUCAACACAGGAAUCUUGUUAAGCUUUUGGGUUGGUGUAUCCACGGUGAAGAAAAGAUAUUGAUCUAUGAGUACAUGCCGAACAAUAGCCUAGAUAAAUCUCUAUUUGAUCCAAAUAAACAAACCCAACUAGAUUGGGGUAAGCGCUUCCGCAUUAUUGAAGGGAUCGCUCAAGGACUUCUUUAUCUUCACCGGUACUCGAGGUUAAGGGUUAUUCACCGAGAUCUAAAGGCUAGCAACAUCCUUUUAGAUGGUGAAAUGAACCCGAAAAUAUCAGACUUUGGUUUGGCAAGGAUCUUUGGAGGAAAUCAGACUGAAGCAAAUACCGAAAGAGUAGUUGGGACAUACGGCUAUAUGUCACCUGAAUACGCCCUUGAGGGUCAUUUCUCAGAGAAAUCUGAUGUAUUUAGCUUCGGAGUGCUAUUGUUAGAAAUUGUGAGCAGCAAACGGAACACCGGAUUUUAUCCUUACAAACAGUGGUUGAAUCUUUUAGGAUUUGCAUGGCAACUAUGGAAUGAAGGUAGGGCAUUGGAGCUGAUUGAUCCAUUGAUAAGUGAUUCGCACGUGGCCCAUGAAGUGGAUAGGUGCAUCCAUGUGGGGCUCUUGUGUGUCCAAGAAGACCCAAAUGAUCGGCCCACCAUGUCUUCUAUUGUUUUCAUGUUGGGAAACGGAAGUGCAAGACCACCCUCACCAAAGCAACCUGGCUUUUCAACAUGGAAGAGACCGAUUGCUGCUAAUCCAUAUUCGAGUAGCUCUGUAGACGAGGCAACAAUUAGCAUGUUAGAACCUAGGACAUAGUUGUAGCUAUCAACCUAUUCAGUAACGGUAGUUACCAUUAUGUUAUGGUCAUAACUGCCAUUUCUUUUCUUUUUGAAGGGACUAUUAUAAGCCCAUAGUGACCAUUACGGGCAGUUUAAGAAUUCUUCUCAUAAUUUCUAUUAUGUAAUGGCCAAAACGUAACUGUUUUUUGGCACAUCGGUAGCUACUAUGCAAGAUAUAACAUACAUAUUUUUUUUAAA
Messenger RNA from Magnolia sinica, 2939 nucleotides. Its product is annotated as cysteine-rich receptor-like protein kinase 10. Lineage: Eukaryota; Viridiplantae; Streptophyta; Magnoliopsida; Magnoliales; Magnoliaceae. Gene Ontology annotation, molecular function: ATP binding; protein serine/threonine kinase activity. The record is from RefSeq and is a predicted model, not a curated record. The transcript is spliced from 7 exons. The coding region runs from base 223 to 2718 and encodes 831 amino acids. Gene Ontology annotation, biological process: protein phosphorylation; recognition of pollen.